This is a messenger RNA of Tupaia belangeri chinensis (Chinese tree shrew), 2580 nucleotides long. RefSeq names its product prolyl 3-hydroxylase 1 (gene P3H1). Gene Ontology annotation, molecular function: procollagen-proline 3-dioxygenase activity; L-ascorbic acid binding; protein binding. Gene Ontology annotation, cellular component: endoplasmic reticulum. The record is from RefSeq and is a predicted model, not a curated record. Lineage: Eukaryota; Metazoa; Chordata; Mammalia; Scandentia; Tupaiidae. Gene Ontology annotation, biological process: collagen metabolic process.
CCUGGCUGGGGGUGGGUCUUCGGGCUGGGCAGCCGGGAACGAGCGGUCCCGUUAGGUCUAAAGAGGCGAUGGCUGCUGGCGCGUGGAGGCUGCUGACUAUCCUGCUGGCUGUCGCAGGCGGGAUUGGACAUGGCAGCUCCUGAUCUCCUCUUCGCCGAAGGCACCGCGGCCUACGCGCGCGGGGACUGGGCCGGGGUGGUCCUGAGCAUGGAGCGGGCGUUGCGCUCGCGGGCCGCCCUGCGGGCCCUCCGCCUGCGCUGCAGCACCCGGUGUGCCGCCGAGGUCCCGUGGGAGCUGGACCCCGACGUGGUCCCAAGCCUGGCCCCGGCCUCGGGCGCCGCCGCCCUGCACGACCUGCGCUUCUUCGGGGGCCUGCUGCACCGCGCCGCCUGCCUACGCCGCUGUCUGGGGCGGUCGGCCGCCCACUCGCUCAGCGAGGAGCUGGAGCUGGAGUUCCGCAAGCGGAGCCCCUACAACUACCUGCAGGUUGCCUAUUUCAAGAUUAACAAGCUGGACAAAGCUGUGGCAGCAGCUCACACCUUCUUCGUGGGCAACCCCGAGCACAUGGAGAUGCAGCAGAACCUGGACUAUUACCAAACCAUGUCUGGAGUGAAGGAGGCCGACUUCAAGGACCUUGAGGCCCAGCCCCACAUGCAUGCGUUUCGCCUGGGCGUGCGACUCUACUCGGAGGAGCAGCCCCAGGAGGCCAUACCGCACCUGGAGACAGCUCUGCGAGAGUACUUCGUGGCCUAUGAGGAGUGCCGAGCCCUCUGCGAGGGGCCCUACGACUACGACGGCUACAACUACCUGGAGUACAAUGCCGAUCUCUUCCAGGCCAUCACAGAUCAUUACAUCCAGGUCCUGAGCUGCAAGCAGAACUGCGUCACCGAGCUCGCUUCCCACCCAAGCCGAGAGAAGCCCUUUGAAGACUUCCUCCCAUCGCAUUAUAAUUAUCUGCAGUUUGCCUACUAUAAUGUUGGGAACUAUACCCAGGCGAUUGAAUGUGCCAAGACCUAUCUCCUCUUCUUCCCCAAUGACGAGGUGAUGAGCCAGAAUCUGGCCUACUACACAGCUACGCUUGGAGAGGAGGCGGCCCGCUCCAUCGGCCCCCGCGAGAGUGCCCAGGAAUAUCGACAGCGAAGCCUGCUGGAAAAAGAACUGCUUUUCUUCGCUUAUGACGUCUUUGGAAUUCCCUUUGUGGACCCAGACUCAUGGACCCCAGAAGAGGUGAUUCCCAAGAGACUGCAAGAGAAACAGAAGUCUGAACGGGAAACAGCCGUGCGCAUCUCCCAGGAGAUCGGAAACCUCAUGAAGGAGAUCGAGACCCUCGUGGAAGAGAAGACCAAGGAGUCACUGGAUGUGAGCAGGCUAACCCGGGAAGGAGGCCCCCUGUUGUACGAAGGCAUCAGGCUCACCAUGAAUUCCAAACUCCUGAACGGCUCCCAACGGGUGGUGAUGGACGGGGUCAUCUCUGCCGAUGAGUGUCAGCAGCUGCAGAGGCUGACCAACGCGGCAGCUACGUCAGGAGAUGGUUACCGGGGCCAGACCUCCCCGCAUACCCCUAGUGAGAAGUUCUAUGGUGUCACCGUCUUCAAAGCCCUCAAGCUGGGGCAGGAAGGCAAAGUCCCUCUGCAGAGCGCCCACCUGUACUACAACGUGACCGAGAAGGUGCGGCGCGUCAUGGAGUCCUACUUCCGCCUGGACACUCCGCUCUACUUCUCCUACUCCCACCUGGUGUGCCGCACUGCCAUCGAAGAGGCACAAGCUGAGAGAAAGGACGGCAGCCACCCGGUCCACGUGGACAACUGCAUCCUGAACGCCGAGACCCUCGUGUGCGUCAAGGAGCCCCCCGCCUACACCUUCCGGGAUUACAGUGCCAUCCUUUACCUGAAUGGGGACUUUGAUGGAGGAAACUUCUACUUCACUGAACUUGAUGCCAAGACGGUGACGGCAGAGGUACAGCCCCAGUGUGGCCGGGCCGUGGGAUUCUCUUCGGGCACCGAGAACCCUCACGGAGUGAAGGCUGUCACCAGAGGGCAGCGCUGUGCCAUUGCCCUGUGGUUCACCCUGGACCCUCGUCACAGCGAGCGGGACCGGGUGCAGGCUGACGACCUGGUGAAGAUGCUGUUCAACCCAGAAGAAGUGGACCUUCCCCAGGAGCAGCCCCUGGACGCUCAGCAAGACCCCCCCACACCUGGAGCAGAGUCUCUUUCGGACCGUGAGUCGAAGCCCAGGGAUGAGCUAUGACAGCAUCCAGGCUACACAAGGAUGGGUGACUGGACCCACAAGGAGGAGCCCUGUCCUGCGCCCUGGCCUGGCCAGCCCCUCAGCCCCUCAGCCCCUCAGAGCAGGGGGCUUACAUCUGCUGGCUGGCUGAUGGGACCCUGCUCAGAGCCUGCUGCUUGGUGCUACUGCUCUUGGAGUGGACAUGGCGGGAUGCUGCUCCCCUCUGGACUGGGCUGAGGGCUUGGAGCACAGGCCCAGAGCCACGCUGAGGCCGGUACAGGCAACUGCGUGACAGCAAUACGGUAUUUAAGUGUCUGUGUAGCCAACCCAAGAAUAAAUGAUGUGUGUUUUUUA